Messenger RNA from Ruditapes philippinarum (Manila clam), 825 nucleotides. RefSeq lists its product as uncharacterized. The record is from RefSeq and is a predicted model, not a curated record. NCBI's taxonomy places the organism in Eukaryota, Metazoa, Mollusca, Bivalvia, Venerida, Veneridae.
AACGUUAAAUUUUGUUGGCCAUAAAUAACCAUUUCACACAUCUAAACGAAAAAUUGAUUCAAAAAUUGAUAAUCUUUUCCGUAAAUCUUCGCAAUAUGAGAUAAUGUAGUUUAGAGAUAAAUCGCAAAUUCUAAUCCGUAGUACAUUAUUACAGGCCAUUUAUCAACCGAACUAUAGUCUACACAAAGCGACCAUAUUCUUACAUUCAAAUCGCUAUAGAUUCAUAUCAAUAUAUAAUGACAAAUCUAUAAGGAACUUGUUUUGAAAACAACGAUUAAAGGCAACUUCUAGAAUACUGGAGAAUUAGGUUGGUUUCAAAAUGAAUUAGACAGCGAGCAACAAGUAAAAUGGAUACGGGACGAGUUGGAGCAUGCCAUAAACUUGAAAACAAGAGAAGAAAAUUCCUUAUUGUUAUAAAUGACGUUGUCAAGAAUAAAUAUGAUGUGUACGCGGAAUAUCUUGAUCACGCACACUCAGAAAUUGAGCAUAAUUUUGAGAAAUCAAAAAUGUUUGUACGACGCGCAUUAGUAAGACAGAAAGUGCUCCAAAAAUGCAUGAAAAUGCGGAGAAGAAACGUCGAGGAAAAUAGAACAGUAUUUGGACGGUAUGGAGGAAAACCUAUCGAAGCAUUCGGUAAAGACAUCGAAAGCUUUAUCGCUUAUAACCAUCCGAAAAUGAGACGAAAACGAUAUUUACAGAAACUAUUGCACGAAAGUUUAGAUAAAGGUGCCAUACUUAAACCCAACGUUGUUGAAGAUCGAGUUGCAGGAUGGAUGGAAAGAUCGUAUACAAAAUACAAAUUGAGGAAAGCUAAACGAGAGAAAA